Molecule: messenger RNA, 1818 nt
Organism: Schistosoma guineensis
Lineage: Eukaryota; Metazoa; Platyhelminthes; Trematoda; Strigeidida; Schistosomatidae
Source: the annotation of a GenBank genome assembly
AUGGAUUUAAAAUACUGUUUUAUAUUACUGUUUGGUAUCAUAAAUGAGGUACUACAAGUCUCAGGAAUUGCACCUAAAGGUCAUCCUAGAGAGAUGAAAACAAAAUCAGUGGAAAAAAAUCUUAUCAGAAUGUUAUUAAAUCGAUAUGAACAAUUUGGUGUAAUUGGACGACCAGUAAAUGACAGCAAAAUUAAAGUUGAUGUUCGUUAUGGAUUACAACUUUUCCAAAUUUUGGAUUUAGAUGAAAAUAAACAAAUUUUACGAACUAAUUGUUGGUCGAUGUAUAAAUGGACAGAUUCUCUUCUUCGUUGGAAUGAAAGUGAUUACGGAAAUAUCAAAACAGUUCGAAUAUUCCCUUCACAGAUUUGGACGCCGGAUAUCAAACUGUAUAAUUUUGCUGAUGAACGCUUACGUGAACACAGAGAUGCUCGUGUUGUAGUGUCAAGUAACGGAGAAAUGUUAUGGGUUCCACAAGCACUGUUUAAAAGUACAUGUGAGGUUGAAAUCACAUAUUUCCCGUUCGAUACACAAAUAUGUAUGCUAGAAUUCGGAUCUUGGACGUACGAUAAAACACAAAUGGACAUAUCAUGGUGGAUUCCAGAUUCACCUCCCAUAGAAGAAAUGCCAUAUUUAGAUUUCUCAGAUUACGUACCAAGUAAUGAAUGGCGUACGGAUGGCGAGAAAGAACGUGAAGUACACCAUGUCAACCGUACUAUACAAAUUCGAUCAGUUAAGAAACAUCGACGUCGAAGUCAAACUGUUGGUAACGAAGUGAUCACAAGAGAAUAUCCAGUUUUACGAUAUUUAAUACGUUUGAGAAGGAACCCGAGUUUUUAUGUAUUCAUGUUAGUGAUUCCAUGUGUGUUGUUAUCAUCUUUAACAUUGGUUGUAUUUUGGUUGCCUCCAGAAUCUCCAGCAAAAAUGAUGCUUGGUAUGAAUAUAUUUGUUGCAUUUUUCGUUUUACUCUUACUGUUGGCUGAGUCAACACCUAGUGCUGUGAAAAAUUUCCCACUAAUUGGAGUGUAUUUUUGUUUGAAUAUGAUUAUGAUCACACUGUCCACUUUCUUGGCAACUUUGGUGAUUCACCUUUAUUUUCGAGGCGAUCGUAAUGGAUCAGUUCCAUACGUUUUGAGAAGAAUUAUUAUAGAGGGUAUUGGACGACUCACAUUAGUACGGCAGCGAAUUCCUCUACCAGAAAUGAAAAAACCAAUUAGGCCGGCAAUAAUAAAACCUCACAAGAAGAUUCAAAUUCCAGGUAUGUCACCCAAUAAAAUUCCAACAAAUGAAGAAACAUACUGUGAGAAUGAACGUAUUAGACAUUUUGGAGGUGGGGCAUUUCAACAAUGCAAUAUGAUUGGUAGUAAUUUUUUGUAUGGAGAAGAACAAUUAGGAGGAGCUGCUAGUAAUUGGUUUGCUCCAAAUGAACGUCGUUCUGUCCCAAGAUACCCUAAUCAAUUCGAUUCUUAUCCAAUGGCCACACCAAUCAAUAAUAUACCUCAUAUACCGGGAAGUGCAGGAAAAUCAUCAGAAAAUGAGCCAGAUAAUGCAGUUAAUCAUGAUGAAUCACCAUCAGUUCUAAGUUCAACCACUACACUGGAGCGUGAUGUGAGAGAGUUGAAAAAAUAUGUCAAAAUGUUAGUUAACCGACAAAAGGAAACAGCUCGUAAAAGUUUAGUGGCUAUGGAAUGGCGCACUUUGGCUAUUGUCUUGGAUCGUUUAUUUUUCUUUAUUUACAUUACCACCAUAGUAAUUGCAGUAGUUGUUUCAGUACCACGAAGUACUGAACCAGAAGUUCCACCUGCAUUUCGCGAUGAUUAA